Messenger RNA from Mollisia scopiformis, 2985 nucleotides. RefSeq lists its product as uncharacterized. The transcript is spliced from 4 exons. Bases 1 to 2985 code for a protein of 994 amino acids. The record is from RefSeq and is a predicted model, not a curated record. Lineage: Eukaryota; Fungi; Ascomycota; Leotiomycetes; Helotiales; Mollisiaceae.
AUGAAUGAAAGGCUUCCGACAACUCUUACACGAGUCUUGCCGACACCAUCACUUGCCAUGACAGAAGGACAAGCCACUGCCACUGCAUCGAACUCGUCGCCUUCUGACAGUCUGUCCGAACCAGACGCCGCGACUCAGUUAGAUAACAUCUUUAUCGAGCUUGCUGAGGUCACUGAUAUGACUCGUGCUCAGUUAGAACAUCUAGUGAUGAUGAAAGGAUUCGGCGCUACCACUGAGUCUUUGCUGCGCAAAAUGGCGACAACUCCGACCAAGUCCAGCCACUUCCCGACUUCCAGCAGCACUUCUCAAUGGAGUAAGCGAGACGCUGUCGAUCAUGAAGGCAACCUUUCUACUGGACAUGUCAACGCUGAAGCGCACAUCUCAGGACGCAGCAACAAGAGCAAAUCCCCCUCUGAUAGCCGCAAUACUACUCACAUCCCUGAAUUCUCCUUCAAAAUGCUUGGAAACGGACACAUAGCGAUUUCCACAAGUCAUACGUUGGACCAGGGGACUGCGAAGUCCGAUCACCAAACCGUUGGCAUCCCAUUGUACAAGAUCUGGCGAAAGCACUUGCUGCAUAUCUCCCAACAUCUGAAACGCUUUUCCUCGAUCUUAAAUUCUUCAACAGUCUUCUUCAACCAAACCGACGACUCCUCAUCGCCUCACAUAAAUUCCAUCUUCCGUCCUUUUCAUGAGAUCGAGGCAGAGAUUGACAACGAGCCACAUGUCAAAAACAAGGACUAUUUCGCAUUCACUCAGGAGAACAUUGACAAAUCGAAAGUACUCGAGUGGUAUUCGGCGUAUUCUAUGAUGAGAGCACCAGACUUCCCACAAUACGAAGAGUGGGCAACGUUCUAUGACGAUUUCUUUGACAAUCCCGAUUUCAGAUGCAGCUUGUCCCGCACGGAUUGCGGCAUUCCCAAUGACAUAGACCACGUUCUAUUGCACUAUCCUGGGUUGGAGAAUCGGACAAUCGCUCGGCGCCUGUGGUUCACUGCCAGAAUGCAGCAUGAGAUUCACCAACUGCUCUAUGCUAUUCGGGUGAUAAUAUUCCGCAACAUCCAGGGUAAGAUCCCAAAGAUAAUCAAACAUUUCACGCAACAACAAGAUAAGAAAGCUGUGGCCAAUUGCAAAACCCUUCACGAUUUCAUCGAUUUCUUGGUGGAAAUGGCGAUAAAUACAGCAGUUGGAAUGGCUAGCUCUUUUAUUCCUCCGCUCAUGUACGAGGGCAAUGUCCUAUCCUCACUUGCGUCUCGAAAUCUUCUAAGCUGGAAAACAAAUGAUUAUACCGAAAUGAUCGCACCUAAGGACUCGAAAUGGCACACGCAACAGCCUGCAAAUGAUGAUGAUAAGCAUCAUACCACCAAGUCCCCUCAAUACCAAUUUUUGGACCCACUCAUAAACUACGUCAAAGCAUUGCCGGUGCAGGAAUAUAAGAAACACAAUCGAGAUCACCCACAAUCUCACGUGGACGCAGCAUAUAUUGAGGAAGAGGACGAGCGUAUUACCGGUGGGAUUGACAAUGAUUCGCUCUGCGGUGGAUUCGAAGGCGGCCAACAGGACAACAAUGACAAGAAUAUAGAAAAACUGCGCGCAAGUUUGCCAAAGAAUCUCGACAAGAUGGAAAAAGAAAUGGAUCACUUUUUCAACUUGACGACAAAAGGAGUUUUUGUUGGACAGGGUGGACCGUCGUUGUGGUCUAUGGUCAUGGCAAGUGCUCACUGGAAGGAUAUCAUGGCCAAGUUGGACGAUGGAGAGGGGAGAAGGGAUAAUUUCGAAAAGCAUCUCAUGAAACAUACCAUUGGCAAGGUCCUAGGGGAGGACAACAAUUAUAUCAAGUGCUUUCACUUCCCGGAUCGUCAUGAAGCAGAACAACACAAAAAGUUCACAAUGGAAACCCCAGGACGCAAAGAACAAUGGUGGACGACAGCUUAUCGCAAAUCAAUAUUCUUUCCGGACUAUGAGAAGGAUCCUUCACUUAUGUGCCAAGUUGCUCAUUGGUACGCUGCUACAAAUCUCCACUCGCAUGAGAAUGCUUUCGUGGGACUCAAUAGCCUGGAAACGUUUGAGAACCAUACAUAUGGGUUCAAGCUUAGGGACUCGCUUCAAGAAGCGUGGGAAUACUACAAACUCUAUGGAAAUGAGAUUGAUAAAAUUGACUGGAUGUCAUGGGCUCUGGGUUCGGGGGAUCUUACGACCUUUCAUCUGCCAGUCUGCGUCAGUGACCAUUUGGGACCUUACGACCUGAACCCCUCAUUCAAUCUUUUAUACACCGAGCACCUGAAAGAAAUUCGAUUCCCUGGAAGUUGUGGCGGCUACCGCGCCGAGUUACUAGCAGCGUUCCUCAAGGCAGCCAACGCCGACCCGACGAGCAUGUUGUAUGCUAACUUCAACGAGCUCUUCUACGACAUUAUUCCUAGGCAAGCCAACUUCGCUCUACUCAGCCUAUUUUCCCAUUACUGUGUCUGGUGCGAAGCUAACAUACAUAUGCCCGAGGGAGGCGGCGUCGCAGGAUACCGUUCACCGCGCCCAGGUCGAAACAAGGACUGCGAUUUUAUUCAGAACGCCACCUUGGGCAUGAAUGAGGAGGAAGCGAACAUAUGGUUCUGUGAGAAUCAUGGAAACCAUACUGUCUUCCAAGACGAAGACGACCAUUACGGGAUUAGAAAUCGGCAUCCACAAGCCCACAAAGGUAGAUGCGAAGGCUGGCUUAAAGUCAACAAGGCGGACCGUCAAAAGCAACAAAAGGAGACAAAGGAAGUGAUGCAGACCCAGAAUGAAACUCGGAUUCUGGCUGGUCUCAAGAGCCAGAUUCUUGCGGGGUUGCCGUGCAUGGCUGACUUCCUUGGGGCAGCUGACUUGCUCAACUCUACCUAUUCACUCAACUUUACUCAGCCGCUCAACGGGACCGAGUUCUUCAACGCGACCGCUGAAUCGGGAUGCACUAUUUGGACAAGUGAGCUUGCAGAAGAAGGAAAGCCUUAG